UCGCUAGCUCCGUGAACCAUCGUCAACUACCACCGGUAGCGACGGCGGCGGUGAUAGCGGUGGAGGUGGAGGCAGUGGCGGACGCAGCGAUAGCACCGGCAGCAGCAGCAACAGCAGCAGCAGCAGCACCAACAGCAGCAGCAGCAGCAGCAGCACCACCACCACCACCACCACCACCAUCACCACCACCACCACCACCACCACCACCACCACCACCACCACCACUACCACUACCAUCACUACUACACACCAUCAACAUCACUAUCACCAUCACCGUCACCACCACCAAUAAGCGGCAGCAGUAGUCGUCGCGUGUCCCGCUUUACCACCUCCUCUUCUAUUUAGCGGCCGCUCCGCCGAUGCCGCAGUACCGACUGCUUUUCGCGGAAGGUGGAAACCCGUGUAACGCAACUAUACAUAUAUAGAUUUUCAAUUAGUCAAGUGGGCCGACCAGUAAGGAAGAAAAUUAUGUGCCAUCCCGAAGAAAGAAGUUACACUUAAAGGCUUUAUCGUCUUUCAUCGACGAUCCUCCAUGUUAUACAAGUUCAAGAGAAGGAAAGGAUCGAUCCGCUACAAGGAGAAGAACGCGGACGAGGAGGUGGACGAGGACGAGGAAAAACGCGCGCGUUAAUGUCCUCAAAAAGAAUAGGAGAACGGGAGAAAAGGAAAGGCCACGUUGGAACCAUGAAAAGAAUAAGGGUAUCGUGAGAGAUAGUUGUUCUCUUCCCUAUUUCGUGGAAAAGUCCAUGAUCGGUUCAACGCCGCGCCGUCCUGGAGAAGGAGAAGCAUUCGCGAGAGGAUGCUGCGCUACGUGGACUCGUUUCGUACGACCCUACCCUCGAGACUCAUUCUUCUCUCCCUAUUACAUAUUUAUUCAGGGGAAGAUUGCGAGAGGGUGUUAAAGAGAAAGCAGGAGUGCAUUGGUCAUAUAACGGCCCUUCGCAUGACGACCCUACAAAUACCGCAACACGUCGUUUUCAACGAAACGAUUCGUAUGCAGUGCAACUUUAGCCUGGACAACGAGCUGCUGUAUUCGGUGAAAUGGUACAAAGAUGGUCAUGAGUUUUAUCGAUACGUUCCGAAGGACGAGCCGACGGUACAAAUUUUUCCCGUCGCCGGCGUAAACGUGAACACGCAUCAUUCAACGGAAAGAUCCGUCGUCUUGAAUAACGUGGAUCUCUCCAGUUCUGGGAGGUAUCGAUGCGAGGUGUCGGCCGAAGCGCCAGCUUUUCAAACCGUUUCCGAUCAUGCCGACAUGACGGUAGUUGUCCUACCGAACGAAGGCCCUUUAAUAUCGGGUGGUCGAUCGAGAUAUCAGGUCGGCGACGUCGUUCGUCUUAAUUGUACAUCUGCGCCCUCGAAGCCAGCUGCCCUAUUGACGUGGUUCAUUAAUGGCGAAUCCGCCGACGCGCAAUACUUGAAAGGUCCGCAUAUUACUGCUGUCGACGCGAGAGGAUUGGAAACGGCGGUUUUAGGUUUGGAAUUUCGAGUUGCCAGUAAACACUUUAAAAGGGGCGACAUGAAGCUGAAAUGCUUGGCAACGAUAGCCGCUGUCUAUCUUCAAAGUAACGAGGAGAGCGUUGAAGGGGACGAGCGAAUUUUGAAAGCUCCAGUAAUGGAGAGCCGCGAAACCAGAGCACAGAGUCAUAUUCGCAAUGACUUGAUCAAUGGAUGUUCAGCCGAAGCCUCGUUGAAAUGGAAAAUGCUCCUCUUAAGCGUAGGAAUCAUUUUUAUGCGAUAAUAAGUCGUCGCCGAUCCAUGUCGCCGCUGUCAACGCGCGAAGGAGUCGGAAAAAGAUUAUAUAGUAACAUAAACGACUAAGUCAA
Messenger RNA from Vespa velutina, 1826 nucleotides. RefSeq names its product cell adhesion molecule 2-like. The transcript has 7 exons. The coding region runs from base 800 to 1741 and encodes 313 amino acids. Lineage: Eukaryota; Metazoa; Arthropoda; Insecta; Hymenoptera; Vespidae. The record is from RefSeq and is a predicted model, not a curated record.